UACAUAUGGCAACAUGUGUUGCAAAAAGAAUUGACAAUGUUUGGGCAGUUCCUGCUAAUUUUAAUAAUGUGCCUAUUUUCAAUCCAAAUAAUAUUGACUAUUCAUUAAUAAACUCAAAACUUAUUAAUGAUUAUAAAGGAAUCUUUGAUAUAAGUUAUAAUAAUAUAAAAAUACAAUGGGUUAAAGAUAGAAUUAUUGAUGGUAGAAAUUUUGAUUGUGUUGAAGUUUUAACUAUUCAUAUAUAUAAUGCAGAUACUGAAGAAAAAAAAGAAGAAAG
This is a messenger RNA of Entrophospora candida, 277 nucleotides long. The record is from the annotation of a GenBank genome assembly. Lineage: Eukaryota; Fungi; Glomeromycota; Glomeromycetes; Entrophosporales; Entrophosporaceae.